Brienomyrus brachyistius is the source of this 3285-nucleotide messenger RNA. Its product is annotated as TAR DNA-binding protein 43-like. Gene Ontology annotation, molecular function: RNA binding. Gene Ontology annotation, cellular component: nucleoplasm. Gene Ontology annotation, biological process: regulation of gene expression. The transcript is spliced from 5 exons. The coding region runs from base 653 to 1879 and encodes 408 amino acids. NCBI's taxonomy places the organism in Eukaryota, Metazoa, Chordata, Actinopteri, Osteoglossiformes, Mormyridae. The record is from RefSeq and is a predicted model, not a curated record.
UUUUUGUUUGAUCGAAUGAACUUGAAUCCACUCGAAAUUCGAAUGAAACAUUUUGGGAUGAAAAUUGGGGCGUUGUAGGGAAAUUGUGAUAUCUGUGGAAUAGGAGUGUGUCUGGUCGGAGUUUUGUAACCACGUCUUCUAAUUUAUUGUUUUGCUCAGGAGAGGAAUGAGCCCUACCCACAUCGAAGACGUAAUUCCCCUCGAUGACACGGGAGGCCAUUUUGAGUUGAAGUUUGCGGAGAAGGGAAUCGGGUUCUUGUGCCGGAUUAUCUCUGUGUUUUUUUUUUAAUUCUGGAGGAGCGGCUCGAUUGAUCUGACGGGAGGACCAUAGUUAAAAGUCGAGUGUGAUAGCUUGGGGGUUUGAUUUUCAAAGCUGGGUUCGGAGAGGCUAUCCACUGAUAUUUAUAUGCGCACGCGACACAAAGGAAAAGUGCUUUCCAUUCAUUUCGAAAACGUGCUUCGCGUUGUCGGCCUUACAUGGCCGCGCGUUUUAAUUAACCGGAUUUUAUUUUAAUUAAGAAAAACCUGGGACUAAUGCAGUGGUAAACACUUUGAGGUAUUCGUUUUGCUUUUUCUUUUGUUGCGCCUUUUCCCCUUCCACUAAAAAGAAAUAAAGGUAAUUAGAAGCGAUCCGAACCGGUUGCGUUUGAAAAUGGCCGAGCUGUACAUUCGUGUUGCUGAGGACGAGAACGAGGAGCCCAUGGAGAUCCCUUCCGAGGACGACGGCACUGUGCUGCUGUCCACCGUGGCGGCGCAGUUCCCCGGGGCGUGCGGCCUGCGCUACCGCAGUCCGGUUUCCCAGUGCAUGCGCGGCGUGCGCCUGGUGGAGGGCAUCCUUCACGCCCCCGAGAAUGGCUGGGGCAAUCUGGUCUACGUGGUCAACUACCCCAAAGAUAACAAGAGGAAGAUGGACGAGAUCGACGCAUCCUCAGCGGUGAAGAUCAAGAGGGGCGAUCAGAAGACGUCGGACCUUAUCGUCCUUGGCUUACCGUGGAAGACGUCCGAGCAGGACCUGAAAGAGUAUUUCAGCACCUUUGGGGAAGUCAUUAUGGUGCAAGUGAAAAGGGACGUGAAAACCGGGAAUUCCAAAGGGUUUGGGUUUGUGCGCUUCGCGGACUACGAGACGCAGGUGAAGGUGAUGUCGCAGCGGCACAUGAUCGACGGGAGGUGGUGUGACUGCAAGCUUCCGAAUUCCAAGCAAGGCCCUGAUGAGCCCAUGAGGAGCAGAAAGGUGUUCGUUGGCCGCUGCACAGAGGACAUGACUGCUGAAGAGCUGCGCCAGUUCUUCAUGCAGUACGGCGAGGUCACUGACGUCUUCAUACCCAAGCCGUUCCGGGCCUUUGCUUUCGUCACCUUUGCUGAUGACCAGGUUGCCCAAUCCCUGUGCGGGGAGGACCUGAUCAUCAAAGGGGUCAGCGUGCACAUCUCCAACGCGGAACCUAAGCAUAACAAUAGUAGGCAAAUGAUGGACCGGGGUCGAUUUGGGAAUGGAGGUUUUGGAGGUCAGGGAUUCGGGAACAGCCGCAGUGGGCUUGGGAACAGCACUAACAACAUGGGGAGUGGGGUCAAUUUCGGGGCCUUUAGCCUAAACCCUGCCAUGAUGGCCGCGGCACAGGCCGCACUGCAGAGCAGCUGGGGGAUGAUGGGCAUGCUGGCCAGCCAGCAGGGCCAGUCCGCCGCGUCGGGCUCCACCCCCGCCGGCCAGACUAGUACCACCCGCGAACAGAACCAGUCCUUCAGUUCUGGCAGCAACAGCUAUACCACCGGUUCUGGGAGCUUAGGCUGGGGCACAGGCUCCAAUUCUGGCAAUAACAGCAGCGGGUUCAGCUCUGGCUUCGGCUCCAGUAUGGAGUCGAAGUCCUCGGGCUGGGGAAUGUAGCUGGCCGUCCAGGUUUAGCUCUAGGCUGUAUGGUAAGUAUAUGUUUUUCUUUUUGUUAUUUGAGGAGUCCCAGAUCCCCUGAGGUUAAUUUCUGAAUAUCAAUAUUUCAAUGAUUCCUGCCUGUCCCCCCCCCCCCACCCUCCCCUUAAUGGAAAGUGAAUGUUUGUCCUCAUUGGCGUUAAUCUGAACACGAUGUUAUGUCAGAGUGGUUGAAAUCAUCUGUUUACUAAUAGUUUGAACUGCAACGCUACUUCCCACAGUGGUUUUCCUUUUAUUUUAAAAUUUUCUUAUUAACUUUUGUUAAGAGGCUUCUUUGGCAGAGUAGACCAUGACUGGCUUAAAUAUAUAUAAAAUAUAUAAAAAUGCAUGAGUUAAUUUCCAGUUCAACGAGUGAUGGUUUGUCUGGAGUUUAGUUUUGUUUGCAUUUUUUUUUCUUUUUUUUUCCUUUUUUUUUUUUUUUUUAAGUUUUAUGGAAAACGCCUUCAUUGAAAUCUCUCCUGCAGUUCACCACCUCUUUUCCAAUUUCCCGGGAAGAAGUCCCUCGUUGGCAGCAAUGCUGGAGAGAUCUCACUUUCAGUUCCCCAGUUCGCACGUGUAAAUGCUUUGUCAUCACAGGCUGCUGCUGCCUCACUCUACAUGUUCUGUUUUAGACGGUGGGUGUUGCCUUUUUUUAUCCACUUUUUUUCAUGGAAAAAAAAACAAACAAACCCAAGUCUUUUUUUUUCCCCUGAACUGUUGGCGAAGAAUGAGUGGGAUUGGAGGAUGGGUUGGUGGUGGCCAGGGAGUGAGAGUGAGCGAACGAACGGAGAGCGGGGGCGAGAGGAGAGAAAGAAAGAAAAUGCAAAGCACGUGUGGAAAGGACUGUUUGUGCGAUGAGACAGAGAGAAGCGGCGCCUAAUGACUGCGAGAGCUUGGACGAACUUGUAGCUUUUGGUGCGCGAGUGUGAUCGGGGGUCACCGGAUGGCGUGUGAGACCAUCGUGAAGACAUUUGAUACGCUGUUACCCUGGAGAUGCCUGCCAUGUAGUCUUUCUCUGAUCUCUACUCCUUAGUUUAAAGAUUGAGCAUAAAAAACAUAGAAAUCAAUGUAGUGGAAUGUUUAGCAAUACGAAUAUGUGUACCUUUCCUUGCUAUAUUACGAUGUGAAUGCUGUGGUGUGUGUGAUUUUUCUUUCCUGUCAUUGGCCCAUCUGUGUGACCAUGUGACUCGAUGCCGGUGAUUGUUUGUCCUGGCUUGGAGGUGCGUGUGUGUGCGUGUGGAGGGUGGGGGUGCUCCAUGUGAGCUCGGUGUGUUUCACUGGGCAUUUGUUGGUGUGUUUAGAAAGACUGGUUUUGUUAAGUGUGUUUGCAUUUUUCUAUGAGCUGUCAAUCGAAAGGCCGUUCUCAAAUAAAGUUAAUUUGAAUAGGC